UCUCGGCCUUCCUUGCUCCGGAGUGGAAGAGAGAGAGAGAGGGAAAGAGAAAGAGAGGGAGCGAGAGAGGGAGAGACCCAGGGGCCUGGGGGGCGGAGAUGCCUCUGUCCCGGGGCGCCCCUGCCGUUCUUCCCUUCCUCCUGGCCUUCCUGGUGGGGAGGGGCGCCGGCUCCUCCUCCCAUUCCUUGUGCUAUUUCGUCACCUCUGUCUCCAAGCCUGGGCAGCCGGUGCCCCAGUUUUUCCUUGUGGGCUAUGUGGAUGACCAGCAGUUCAUGUACUACGACACCAAGACAAAGAGAUGUCUUCCUGCCGUUCCCUGGAUAAGAGAAGUGGUCAAGGACCACCCUCAAUACUGGGAGCAGAACAGCCGAUAUGCGUGGAAUGCUGAGCAAGUCUUCCGGGUGUCCCUGGCCAACGUGGCCAGCUACUACAACCAGAGCAGAGGGGCUAAUACAUGGCAAUGGAUGUAUGGCUGUGAGCUGAGGAGAGACGGGAGCAAAGUAGGGUAUUAUCAGUGUGCCUUCAACGGGAGGCACUACAUCAGCCUGGACAAGGAGACCCUCACCUGGAUAGCAGCUGAUGUCCCAGCCCAGAACACCAAGAGGAAGUGGGAGGCCGAACCUGGCAUUGCCUUGAUAAGGAAGGUCUACCUGGAGGAAGAGUGCAUUGAGUGGCUGCAGAGAUACCUGGAGUACGGGAAGGAGAUACUGCUGAGAACAGAGGCACCAGAACUGAAGGUGACACGCAAGGAGGACUAUGAUGGAAUGGAGACCUUGAUCUGUCAUGUUAGGGGCUUCUACCCCAAGGAGAUUGACAUCACCUGGACCAAGGAUGGGGAGGUCUGGAUGCAGGAUGUCUUCCAUGGCCUUGUGUCCCCCAACUCGGAUGGUACAUACUACACCUGGUGGAGCAUCAGGGUGGACCCCAAGGAGCGGGAACACUACAAAUGCCACGUGGAGCACGAUGGGCUUCUGAACCCUGUGGAUGUGGUCUGGGAGGAGCCUGCCUCCAACCUGUGGCUGAUCAUUGUGUGUGUUGUGGGUGUUGCCCUCCUGGUAUCCGGGAUGGCUGGAUUUGCUGUGUAUUUCAAAAAACCACCACAAGGCUACAAAGGACCCUCAGAAAUUAAGCAAGGUUCCAACAGUUCUGGGACAGCAUUACUGGCUGAUCUGCCAUGGAAGAGAAGAGAGGAAGAGUGCAUCCAUUUAAACACCUGGAGCAAUUCUUCAGUGUUUUUCACUGUCUGGUCACCUGUACAGAUUCUGAAAUUUUUCUUUUUUGCAGGGAUAUGAGCUUGAGGUGAUUUGCUUUUUUUGUUGUUGCAGGGAUGUAUGUUAGAAUUCAUGUGCAGCUAAAAGAAUUUUUUUUCCGUGUCAGGAGCGACUUGAGAUUAAUUUAAGCUUUUCAUCUGAUAAAAAAUAGUUGUGCUUGCCUCCUGGAAGAAUGAGGAAGGAAGUCAGAAUAGGACAUUUAUUUAUUUAUUUAUUUAUUUAUUUAUUUACAUCACUUUUACCCCGCCUUUCUCCCCGAGGGGACUCAAAGCGGCUUACAAUAAAUAGGCAAAAAUUCAAUGCCUAAAACAAUGUAAAAACAACAAUUCAUAUAAAACAGAUACCAUUGCAAAAUAAAAUCACAUUAUAUAAAAUUUUAAGCAUGUCCAAGGCAUCCAGUCUGGGCUUCAAGGGGAAGGGAAAGAGCAUUUCUUUCCAUUGAUGAUCGGGCCAAUGGAACGACUACUGACUUGAUUUUAAUAACUGUUUUUAAUAAUAUAAAUUUUAAUAUAUUAUCAACGUUCAAUUUUUUAUGCUUUAUGUUGAGAUGUUCUUUUAUUUUUAUGUUUUCAUUUGUUUUGAUUAAUUUAUAGUUAUAUGUUAUUGUCUUGCUAUUAUCCUUUGGUUUUCACAUGUAUGUACGGCAUUGAAUUUUGCCUUUAUAAUGUUGGAAACCACUUUGAGUUCCCUUAGAGAAAAGCAGUAUAGAAAUGUAAUAAAUAAAUAAAUAAAUAAAUAAAUAAAGUCCUCCACCUGGAAAUGCGCUCCCUUCCCCUCAUAGCCCACAGAAACCGCCGGGCUGUGGCGCAGCUGGCUAGUAACCAGCUGCAAUAAAUCACUACUGACCAAGGGGUCAUGAGUUGAAGCCCGGGUCGGGUUAAGCCCCCGACCAUUAAAUAGCCCAGUUUGCUGUUUAUCUAAGCAGCCCGAAAGACAGUUGCAUCUGUCAAGUAGGAAAUUUAGGUAUGCUUUAUGCGGGAGGCUAAUUUAACUAAUUUACAACACCAUAAAACUGACAGCAGCAUGGCGAAAGGAAUAAGGAAGUAGAGUACUCGGUGUCACUAGUGGAUGAUGAAGCAACAGCUCCCCCUGUGUCCAGAAUCGAGCAUACCCUUAUGAAGCUGGAAAUGUUAAAUGCCUCUGAGUGUGUCUAUACUGCAUGUUGUUUGUCUGGUGGCAUUGUAAUCUGCCCUGAGUCCCCUUUGGGGUGAGAAGGGCGGAAUAUAAAGACUGUAAAUAAAUAAAUAAAUAAAUAAAAACCGUCCUCCUCUGGAGUACUGGGCCAGCAAUGUCUGUAUCCGUACUCCCCCAUUCCUGGAAUCGGCUGGGUAAAGGGAGGAGGUCGAGCUCCAUGGGUGGACUCUCUGCCAUUGUUUAUACAUGCAUCUUCAUUACAGUUACCAUUGGUUGAGGCCCCAUCUACACUGCCAUAUAAUACAGUUUUAUUAUGUAGUUGACUGCAUUAUGAAACAGCAUUGUAUGACAGUGUAGAUGGGGCCUGCAUGGAGGAAUUCCCUUACAUGUGGAUGAGUGUCUGGGGAAAUUGGAAAUGUCUGAGUGACUACAGCGGCUUUUUGUAAAACAGUUUUUUGUAAAAUAGUUCAGAUCAUGUGAUUUUAAUGUUUAUAUUAGGUGGUUGUAAUUUUUAUGUCCUCAUGUCUAAAUGUUGUUUUAUCUUAUGUUUAAUUGUCUUAUUGAUUUUACGAGGGUUGAUUGAAAAGUAAUGCCUCCACCUUCGUAACUCCUCAACAGAUGGCAGUCCUGGUCUGCGGCAGGUCCUGGCUUGUUCAGUAGACUCUCCUCUACAGUUCCAUAUGACGGGAUGUCAGGGUAUUGUGUAUUGUGAAAUGUUAAAAUCAAUCUGGGUUGUUAGAAAUGCCUUCUGUGUUAGUUUUCGGCAAGGCAUUUCAGUAAUUAUGGAGUUAAUGGGAACCUGCUAUGAUUGACGUAUCACAGGACCAAUAAGGUCAAGUUUGUUUGACCGGGACUUCCUUCUUGGUCUGUGAAAUGCAGGGGAGUGUCAUCUGUGCUUGUGUUCGGCGUGAGCUUUUCUUGGAGGAUGGACUGAGAACUGAAUGGCUCUGUUGCCGAAGAGACACUGCCAUGUGUCUGGGACUUAUGGCAAUUGACUCUAGUUGUAUAUAGCUAUGUAAAUAAAGAUUUAUAACCAUUGGAUUUACAACUGAACCUCCGGCUGCUGGAAUUCUGUUGGCCAGUGCUGUUUCUCCGCAAGAGAAGUCAGCCUGCUGAAGAAGGGGGAGGUGAGACCAGAAUGUUGAUUUUUGGAAUCCACUCUGCUACUCAUCAUCCCCCCAACACGGGAAGCCUUAGCAUUGAACGGUUGUGUUGUUAAAGUGUGAAGUAUGGAACCCUGCGCAGAUAGUCAGCCACUGCAACUUAAGCAAUGUGCAGUCACGGAAUUCUUGACAGCAGAUGUUGUCACCCCAAAGGAGAUUCAUCAGAGAAUGCAAGCUGUUUAUGGGGAUUGUGUUGAUGUGAGUCCUGUGCAUCACUGGGCGAGUAAGUUUAAAGGUGUUGAGGUGGGAACAUCUGACUUGCUUGACAAACAAAGAGUUGGACGUCCUGUGACAGCAACCACCGAGUUUCACAAGCAAAAGGUUGACAGAUUGAUUCAAGAUGAUCGUCGUAUCACUCAGAGAAAUUUCAAACAUCAUCGGCAUUGCACAAGAACGUGUGGGUCACAUUAUUGCUUUGCUUGGCUGUCAGAAUAUCUGAGCAUGAUGGGGACUGUGAGACGUCGGUUGCGGAAACAGAGUGUCGACUUCUUCCGUCACGGCUUCAGAAAACAUGUUCAUCAUUGGCAGAAAUGUAUCCAAUUGUCUGGUGAUUAUGUGGAAAAGUGAAUAGUGGUAGUUAAAGAGCAUAUUCUAAGGAUUAUUUCUGCAUUUGAUUUAUUAAAAUAUUCCCAUCCAAACCCAAGUAACAAAGGUGGAGGCAUUACUUUUCAUUCAACGCUUGUAACAUAGUUAAUAGUUAUAUGUUUUGUUUAGAUGUAUGAUUUGAUUUUGUAUGUAUGUGAGUCAUUGAAUUUUCCCAUUAUGGUUGUAAACUGCUUUAUGUCUCCUCCUGGGGUGAGAAAAGCAGCAUAUAAAUACAGUAAAUAAGUAAAUAAAUAAAUAAAUAAAUAACGAAAUAAUCAUUUGGCAGAUGUGCCAUGAAGAACUGAGAGUGACUCCUCUGUUUCUGGAAUCCAGGUCUCUCUUCUUCCCAAUAAUGGAGAGAAAUGGAGCGGGACAUUUGUUCCUCACAUUGAGGCUGUGUCAAAACCAUGUUGAUUUUACGUUGCCUUGACAACACUGCCAAAAUCAGACCUUUUAUUUCUGCUGCCUUUUAUCUAGAUGAUUUCUUUUGCAUUUGUAUUAUAUCGCUUUUGUGAUUUGUUAUUCCUACUUCCCUCUGUGUGUGGAUGUAUACGUAUUUUAGAUUGUGUGCCUAUGGCAAAUGCCUCUGCAUUUGUAAAUCACCGUGUAAAUUUGAUGGCGCUGUGUAAAUAAAUUACAAUGAGAACAAUUGUCA
Molecule: messenger RNA, 4808 nt
Organism: Anolis carolinensis (green anole)
Lineage: Eukaryota; Metazoa; Chordata; Lepidosauria; Squamata; Anolidae
Product: H-2 class I histocompatibility antigen, Q9 alpha chain
Exons: 8
Coding region: 99-1292 (397 amino acids)
Biological process (GO): immune response
Cellular component (GO): external side of plasma membrane
Source: RefSeq, a predicted model, not a curated record